Messenger RNA from Pomacea canaliculata, 1545 nucleotides. RefSeq lists its product as uncharacterized. The transcript has 4 exons. Lineage: Eukaryota; Metazoa; Mollusca; Gastropoda; Architaenioglossa; Ampullariidae. The record is from RefSeq and is a predicted model, not a curated record. Bases 714 to 1112 code for a protein of 132 amino acids.
GACGCUAAGUAGAAUCAUUUUCGAAACCUUUGUUCGACCAAAAAAAUAAAAAUGAGUGGACGUUAUAGCGAUCAAGCACAUAAAAAACAUACUACAUUACUGUAAAUUUAAGGAAAUUGGUGAUUCUAAAGUUUAAAAAAUUCCCGCUUCCUGUUAUCGUUUUCAUUUGCGCGAAAAGGUCAAGGCUAUGGUAGGCAACUACUCAGACUCUUCCACUCGUCCACAAAGUCGCUUAAUUAGUGUUUACUUUUGAAUUGAGAUGCCUAAACGACAGUGUCCGUUUGGCGAAUCUUCAUCGCAUCAGUGGAAAAUGCACGUCGGUAAAAAAGAAGUUGACAUGGGAGUCAGAAGCGAAGAACUCAUGAAAAGUGUUUACGAAAAAACACGACAGAUGUUAUUUAAAGGUGCAUCAAAAUGCUUGGACAUAAAUGAAAAUCAUGUGUAUUGGCCUCCAGAAGGGGUUUCAAGAACUGUUUCCACCAUAAAGUUGGUUCCAGGACCAGGCCAACUUUACUUAAAUAACUGUGGCCAUCUUAUGACUACACCUGGUGACAUGGUUAUGCCUUGGGUUAAAAAGGGAGAUACCGCUGGAACACAGAGCCAGUGCUGAAGUUGAGGAUAAUUCUGCUGAUGGUGACACAGUUUUUUACCCCAAAAUUCAUCAUCCUCAGACAUGUGGGGUCCCAGCAGCAUCUGUGACAAUUUUAUCAGCUAUGGACUGUGAUGUGCACUUGGUUGGUCAUGGAAUAGAACCUGCUACAGAUGUUAAUCAGACUUUGCCUUCAGUGUCAUCUAUGAAAGAAGUUAAUAAUUUGGAGACCUUGCUUGUGGAUUCAUGCAUCCUACUUCAGCAGGGGGCAAAGCAUGCCAGUCAUGCAGAAAACCUCUUGGAUAUCAGCACUGGAUGUCAUGCAGCUUCUGUGAGCGGCAGGUGUGUGCUGACUGUGUUCGCCAAUGUGACAGAUGCACCAGCGAUUUCUGCCAUUUUUGUUCUGUGCUCAAUUAUGGAGAGGCUAUGGAGAGAGCAUUUUGUCUUGGGUGCAAUAGAUAGCUUGUUUAUUAAACUAUUAUGCUUGUCACAUCUUUGUCUAAAGUGUUCUGUAUUUGCUUAGAUUUCUUUACUUUUAAAGGUUAGAUUUUAUUGUUUUUCAGAAGGAAAGAUCUUGUUGCUUAUAAGCACAACCAAAAAUAGUUUCUUAAAUUUGAUAAUGACUUUAAGCAUAAUUACAGAAACAUUACUAUAUGAAAACACUAAAAUAUUUUUGUGAUGGAUAUUAAAUACAGAUUAUACUUGUCUACUGGAGAAGAAAUAGCAGAAGAUAAUCUAAAGCCAAGAGAGAAAGAAAUACAUUUUUCUUAGCUUUUAAAGUGAGAGACAAAGUUUAUGCAUAUACCUGCAUGCGCACAUGUACGCUUUUGGUACGGCAGCAGCAUCAUAUCCAGAAAUUUUUCUUGUGUAAAAUAUUUACUUUUUGUUUCUAUUGUUACUGAAAUAAAAUUUUGUAAUGAUUAAAAUUUAUGUAAUAAAUCUAAAUACUAAAAUUA